CAGAGACGAGCAAAGAAAAUCUGCAGAGGUCCAACAGUCCAAAAGCAGACAUUGAAGCAGACAGAGGAUGAUACAAAUAUCCAAACCCAAAACGAGGAGACUCAAAUGAAAAAGUCUGAAAAACUGUUCCCUAACUCGGCCUUGUUCAAGACAUGGGGGGAGGAUCUCUCUGAGUGUGACCAAAGAGAGGCUCAGAGCCUGUAUGAGAAGUAUGGGUACAAUGUUUUUCUGAGCGAUCGCCUCCCUCUGGAUCGUCCUCUUCCAGAUACCAGAGAUCCUCGGUGUUUGAAAAAGAGUUACCCCAAGGACCUGCCGAGUCUCAGUGUGGUGCUCAUCUACCUGGAUGAAGCCCUGUCUGUUCUCCAAAGAGCCCUGCGCAGCAUCAUCGACCGCACUCCUAAAAACCUGCUGAAGGAGAUAAUAAUGGUGGACGACAAUAGUUCUAAUGGUAGGGCUGAACCUCUGCUGACACAGAUUAAAGCUGACCGAACUGUGGUGGUUUCCCCGGUGUUUGAUAGAGUCAACUUUGAUGAUCUCAAAGUUAUUAAAUAUCAUCCCAGUGCACACGCCUUCGACUGGGCUCUGUGGUGCAUGUAUGAGAGUUUUACACCCGAGUAUUACAAACUUAAUGACGGUUCACUGCCUGGCAAGAGUCCAUCUGUCAUGGGGAUCCUGGUUGCUGAUAGAAAGUUUCUGGGGGAAAUUGGAGUCCUUGAUGAAGGAAUGAAAGUGUAUGGUGGAGAAAAUGUUGAGCUGGGAAUUCGUGUAUGGACAUGUGGAGGCAGUGUUGAAGUUGUUCCAUGUUCCAAGAUCGCCCACAUCGAGAGGGCCCACAAGCCCUACAUGCCUGACCUGGGUCCUGCCAUGAAGAGAAAUGCCCUCAGAGUUGCAGAGAUCUGGAUGGAUGAAUACAAGCACAACGUUAACUUGGCUUGGAACAUCCCAUUUGAGGUGUUUUGUGGCACUGACACAAACAGCAAAUGA
Messenger RNA from Haplochromis burtoni (Burton's mouthbrooder), 984 nucleotides. RefSeq names its product probable polypeptide N-acetylgalactosaminyltransferase 8. Bases 106 to 984 code for a protein of 292 amino acids. Gene Ontology annotation, cellular component: Golgi apparatus. Lineage: Eukaryota; Metazoa; Chordata; Actinopteri; Cichliformes; Cichlidae. The record is from RefSeq and is a predicted model, not a curated record. The transcript is spliced from 5 exons.